Prunus persica (peach) is the source of this 3828-nucleotide messenger RNA. Its product is annotated as probable serine/threonine-protein kinase At1g09600. The coding region runs from base 1040 to 3136 and encodes 698 amino acids. NCBI's taxonomy places the organism in Eukaryota, Viridiplantae, Streptophyta, Magnoliopsida, Rosales, Rosaceae. The transcript is spliced from 8 exons. Gene Ontology annotation, cellular component: cyclin-dependent protein kinase holoenzyme complex; nucleus. Gene Ontology annotation, molecular function: cyclin-dependent protein serine/threonine kinase activity; RNA polymerase II CTD heptapeptide repeat kinase activity; ATP binding. Gene Ontology annotation, biological process: protein phosphorylation; positive regulation of transcription elongation by RNA polymerase II. The record is from RefSeq and is a predicted model, not a curated record.
UUCUGCUCCCUCUGUCGACGGACUAUUGCUUUGUGCUUCUUUCCUUGGCUGUGUUUGAAUGUAGUUUUAGCACUCUACCCUCUAAAACAGAGUACAGCAAAGCAUAAAACUUACUCGGUUUCCUUCUGUUGAAGAAAACAGAAUAGAAUGGCGUGUGAGCUUUGUUCUGAGUUCAAUAUCAUUGGCUCUACGUAAUUCUAGGAACACCCCAGAUCCUAAAAUCUCUCUUUCACUCUAGAAUCUCUUUUCUCUCUAGAAUCUCCGAGUUGCUUGUCUGUCGUAACCCACAUUUGAAUUCCAAAAAGGGUAAACAUUUGCAUUUCACUUUUUUCUGGCUUUCGUUGGAAUUUCCAACUUUUUCUAUUUAUGGACUUAACCACAUUGGGCGGAGAAAGUUUCGGUACCCACACACCCAGGCUGUUGUUCCGUUUGGGCAAUUUGAUUCCGUUUUGCAUUGGCUGAUUCUGAAUUCGCAUUGUCCAGGUUUGGUUGAUUCUUGUUCCCACUGAAUAAGAAAGUAUUGACAUUUUGGAAAAAAUUUCCUGUUUUGGUUGAUUUGAAUUGACUUAUCUUUUUUAUUUGAGAUCUGGGUUCUUGAGGUUGGUGAAUCUGGCAUUGGGAUUUUCUUAUUUUGAACUGAUAGUGUGGAGAAAUUCCCCUCAUUGGGUUGUCACUGGUGAAGUUUUCUUGAAUUGGGGAUCUGGGUUCUUUUGAAUUUGUCCAGAUAGGCUUUUGUGAUCUUUCGGUUUAAGUUAUACUUUUUUUGUUCUUGAUAGGUUUUUUUUUAGAACCUGAUCUGGGUUCUCUCUCAUUUCCCUAGGUUGUAGAAAUAAAAUAAUUUUACCGGAGCCUUCUGAAGUUGUUGAUUGGAGAAGUAAGUUAUUGAUCAGUUGAUUCUGUAAAUUCUGUGUGAAUGCUGAUUAGAUCGCAUGCUUAAUGCUGCAAAAAUCACAGCCUGGAAAAAUGGAAAUUUGCAGUGGGAAUUAUUAGAGGAAUUUUGCAGUGUCCUUGUCGGAAUAGGGGACUGUGGAGUAGAAUUAUGGGCUGCAUCUGCUCAAAGGCAACUUUAUCCAAUCAAUACGUUUCUGAGAAUCAACGUAGAGACAAGGAAUUAAAGUCAAGCAAGUCAUCAAAACUGUCAGAAGCUGCAGUUGGGGCUGAUGCGACUGCACGGUUGAUAACCAAUCCUCACACAGAAGAGAAUGCAGGGUCAACUCCUAUUUCAUCGGAUGAAGGGGAGAAGAAGAUGGUGGUUACUGAGAAACCCACAAAACCCUUCAUGGAGGGUGGGGCGAGUGGGGGAAAGUUACCAUCCGGGCUAACUAGGAUAACUAGCGUAGCAAAUGGAGAAAGAGGAGCGCAAGUUGUUGCUGGAUGGCCUUCUUGGCUGACUGCAGUGGCAGGUGAAGCAAUCAGUGGGUGGGUGCCUCUCAAGGCAGACUCAUUUGAGAAAUUGGAGAAGAUUGGACAAGGAACUUACAGCAGUGUGUACAGAGCCCGUGAUCUGGAUUCAAACAAAAUAGUUGCACUGAAGAAGGUGCGAUUUGCCAAUAUGGAUCCGGAAAGUGUGCGUUUUAUGGCGAGAGAAAUUCUUAUUUUGCGUAAGCUUGAUCACCCCAAUAUCAUGAAGCUUGAAGGUCUGAUUACAUCAAGGGUUUCGGGCAGCUUAUACCUUGUAUUUGAAUACAUGGAGCAUGAUCUUGCCGGGAUUGCGGCACGGCCCGGGGUCAAGUUCACUGAAGCACAGAUUAAAUGUUACAUGCAACAGCUUCUUCGUGGGCUUGAGCAUUGUCACAGUCAUGGUAUUUUGCACCGUGACAUUAAGGGAUCAAAUCUUUUGAUCGACUAUUAUGGCAACCUAAAGAUUGCUGACUUUGGGCUAGCAACCUUUUACCGACCCCGUCAAAAGCAGCCCCUGACAAGUCGGGUAGUAACCUUGUGGUACCGACCACCUGAACUUCUGCUUGGCUCUACAGAUUAUGGGGUUGCUGUGGAUUUGUGGAGUGCUGGUUGUAUUCUUGCAGAAUUGUUUGCUGGGAAGCCUAUCAUGCCAGGAAGAACAGAGGUGGAGCAACUACAUAAGAUAUUCAAACUUUGUGGGUCACCUUCUGAAGAAUACUGGAAGAGAUCAAAAUUGCCGCAUGCAACUAUUUUUAAACCAACUCAUCCAUACAAGCGUUGUGUUGCUGAGACAUUCAAGGACUUCCCUCCGUCAGCAUUGGCCUUGCUAGAGGUUCUUCUAGCAGUAGAACCUGAAAGUCGUGGAACAGCUUCUUCUGCACUUCACAGUGAGUUCUUCACAUCAUUGCCUCUUCCCUCUGAUCCCUCAACUUUGCCUAAGUACCCACCUAGCAAGGAGUUUGAUGCCAAGCUCCGAGACGAGGAAGCUAGAAGGCGAAGAGCACCUGGUAGUAAAGGAGGGAGUUCCAAAGAAUCAAAGGCUGUGCCAGCACCAGAUGCCAAUGCAAUACAGCGACAAGGGCAGCCUAACCCCAAAAGCAUAAGUGAAAAGUACAACCCUGACGAGGAUAGUGGCUCUGGCUUUCCUAUUGAGCCUCCCAAAGGAGCAACAUCAAAUGGCUAUUCCUAUUCUGGCCAGUCAAUGCACCCAAAUGCAUUUGGAUCUUCACGGAAUAUGUCACAAUCUGGCCAGUCUAGGAAUGGUGGGGAGAAGUCUUAUAUGUAUCGUGGGGCAGCCCAGUCGUCCAGGUUUUCCAAUUCAGCUUCAGUUCGAAGUGAUUCACGAUAUGAUGGUGUUGUAGAAGCUAGUGCAAAUCCACACUGGCCAGAGGAGCGUAUUAAUGCCAGAUAUAGUCAUUUAGACAAUGGGGAUUCCUCUGCAAAACAUGAUUGGUCCCACAAUUUUCUGGAUAGGCCAAAGUCUUCACAUAAGAAGGAUGAACAGCCAUCAGGGAAGGAGUCUGCAACGGGUUAUGCUACCAAGAAGAACCGGAUCCACUACUCUGGACCGUUGAUGCCCCCUGGAGGAAACCUUGAGGAGAUGCUCAAAGAGCAUGAGAGACAAAUACAACAUGCUGUCCGCAAAGCUCGUCUGGACAAGAACAAAGCCAAGAAAGCCAACAGUGAAAAUGGACAAACCGAAUCCCUGCUUCACCAUAUAAGAAAUGGCAGGUGAUGACAGAAGGGAAAGUCACACUGGCUUAAUUUUGAAAGCAAGAGCUCCUUCGGAACAGCAUCACUCUGAUAUUAAAGAAAUAUUCCUCUUGGGAACUCGACAAAUCUCACCACGGAAAAGAUAAAUGGGAUUUAUGGAGCUUCUUUGGUUUAUAUCACAUCAGAUAUAUAUUCACUUUUUGAAGGUAUGCUAUCAUCACUUGCUAGAGAGAUUCAGAAAGAUUGUUAAUCUUGAAUUUGAAGUAAAUUAAAUCCCCAGGCAUCGACUCGUGAUCUGCUUUGGGAUGGUUUUUGUAAUUGACAUACCAGAAAAUUGUUUCAUUGCCAGAUGGUGAGAGGUCUCUUUGGUGUCCAGAUGCUGGAGACAAGCUGUGCACAGCCGAAACCUGAUCUGCUCAAUCAGCUAUAUUUCAUUCUUUGUAAAGGCUAAGUUAUAUCACUAAGUCAAAGGUUUUGUGAUCACAGGCCACUAUUUAUUCAAAUCAAUGUACAAGUCAGUUCUUACUACUCCAAACCCAUCAGCACAAUGCUCUUUCCUUUUUCUUCUUCUCCCUUUUUUAGGUUUCUUUUGGAAUGAAUUACACAAGUGCGUAUAUUUAAGCAAGCAUAAAUGACUCGAACUCUUCUUGCAGAUCCUACAAUGACUUUAAUUUUUUAUUAUUAAGGAAGUUGGUACCUACCAUAUUUUAUCCA